Messenger RNA from Phytophthora sojae, 478 nucleotides. RefSeq lists its product as hypothetical. Lineage: Eukaryota; Oomycota; Peronosporomycetes; Peronosporales; Peronosporaceae. The transcript is spliced from 3 exons. Gene Ontology annotation, cellular component: mitochondrion. The record is from RefSeq and is a predicted model, not a curated record. Bases 78 to 413 code for a protein of 111 amino acids.
CACCACUGGAACGAGGCGGCGCUGCUUGCUCCAUGACCAGCGCGCGCGCCACGCCAGACUCGCCGUAACCUGCCGCCAUGUCGCUAUCGCUUUACCGCCGCAUCCUCCGCGUGGCGAGGACAUGGGAAGGCGGCGCUGUGGAGCAAGAUUGGAUCCGCGCCGAGGCCAGGAGACGCUUUGAGGAGAACCGGUCGCUGAGGGAUCCCACCGCGAUCGAGGAAGCUGUGCGCCAGGGCCACAACCAGGUGGACGUGGCGCUGCACUACAAGAUCUGCUACCCGCGGCCGCAGUACGUGGAUCCGGGCACGAUGGGCGGCGAGAGCGACUUCCGUCGCCAGUCGUCGCGCGCCAACACGCGGCUCGGCCGCCUGCACAAGAGCAAGGUGCAGAGCCAAUUCCGCCGCGGACGUUAAGUGAAGAAGAGGAAGUUGGUGGGAGUGAAUAAAUAUGAGAAAACUCGUCGUGGCAGUUGGAAUUC